AUGGAUCGUCAUCUCCGGCCACAUGACGACCACUCGCCACCGUUGACUCGGUCUCACGAUUUGGAGGCAGCCGGACCCGCCGGUGAUGAUGUAGGUUUGUCAGCAUCUUCCUGUGACGACGAUCUCAACGGUUUAAUUACUACCACAGCGACAACCACGACGUUGGACCACAAGGGGAGAGGAAAAUGGGAAACAGUUGUUCUUGCUUACAAGACAUUAGGAGUUGUCUUUGGUGGGCUUGUUACUUCUCCACUUUAUGUUUAUCCUUCCAUGCAAUUGAAAUCUCCCACUGAAGAGAACUACUUGGGAAUCUUCAGCAUUAUGUUCUGGACUCUUACUCUUAUUGGAGUUGUCAAGUAUGCCAGUAUAGCUGUUAGAGCUGAUGAUCAGGGUGAAGGUGGAACAUUUGCCCUCUAUUCGUUACUCUGCAGGAAUAUUAACAUUGACAUUCUCUCUUCGAAACGUCACCGUGCGAUUUCAAGCUCUCCUCAAAGGAUAAGUAGACUCGGUAAAUUUUUUGAAGAGAGCUUGGUUGCCAGAAGGGUGCUGCUUUUUAUUGCCAUUUUGGGAAUGUGCAUGCUAAUAGGCGAUGGCGUGCUUACUCCUGCAAUUUCUGUGUUGUCAGCUAUGGAGGGCAUAAAAGCACCUUUUCCUUCCUUCAAAAAUUCUAUGGUGGAACUUGUCUCUGCCAUUAUUCUCAUAGCUUUGUUCCUCCUUCAGAAGUUUGGUACCUCAAAAGUGAGCUUCCUUUUCUCUCCGAUAAUGGGAGCAUGGACCCUCACUACUCCUAUGGUAGGAGUAUACAGAAUCAUUAAGCACUACCCUGGUAUAUAUAAGGCUAUUUCACCACAUUAUAUAUUCACCUUCUUCUGGAGAAACGGAAAGGAAGGAUGGCUAUUGCUCAGUGGCACUAUUCUUUGCAUCACAGGUUCUGAGGCAAUGUUUGCUGAUCUUGGUCAUUUUGAUGGGACUUCAAUUCAGAUAGCUUUCUUUUGCACCAUAUAUCCAUCCCUGAUUCUGACAUAUGCUGGACAGACUGCUUACCUAAUAAAAAAUCCAAAUGACCAUGCUGAUGGAUUUUACAAGUUUAUACCAUCUGCAGUCUAUUGGCCUAUGUUCCUGAUCGCUACCCUGGCAGCUAUUGUAGCUAGUCAGUCCCUGAUAUCUGCGACCUUUUCCAUUAUCAAGCAAGCUGUUGGACUGGAUUACUUUCCACGGGUCAAGAUUGUUCACACAUCUACCAGGCAAGAGGGAGAAGUGUAUGCUCCAGAGGUCAACUAUAUUCUUAUGGUUAUCUGCGUUGCCGUGAUACUUGUCUUUGGAGAUGGAGCAGAUAUUGGGAAUGCCUUUGGAGUUGUUGUUACGAUGGUGAUGCUUAUUACAACCAUUCUUCUAACUUUAGUCAUGAUCAUUGUCUGGAGAACACCAAUCCUUCUUGUUACACUUUACUUUGUUGUAUUUUUCUUGAUGGAGGGUGUUUAUGUGAGCUCUGUCUUCACCAAAAUUCCUGAAGGUGGUUGGAUACCAUUUGCCAUUUCUAUCAUGCUUGCUUUCAUCAUGUUUGGCUGGUUUUACGGAAGACAGAGAAAGAUGCAGUAUGAGUUGACACACAAGAUUGACCUGGACAGACUUAGAACUCUGUUGUCUGAUCCUGGAAUCCAGAGGGUUCCCGGCAUGUGCUUUUUCUAUAGCAACAUUCAAGAUGGGCUGACCCCAGUACUUGGGCACUACAUGAAGAAUAUGAGAUCUCUUCAUCGAGUCACAAUAUUCACUACUCUCAGAUACUUAUUGGUACCAAAAGUCGCACAGCAUGAGAAGAUUAUUGUGAAGAAAUUAGGCCUGAGGGGAGUCUAUGGCUGUGUCAUUCAGUAUGGUUAUGCAGAUACCCUCAACCUCAACGGGGAUGACUUUGUUCAGCAAGUAACUGAAGCCUUACAGAUCCAUAUAAGCAACUCAUCUGGUUAUGCAGAAGAUGAUAUAGCCGAAAUACAAGAGGCAAAAGUUGCCGGUGUAGUUCACGUACGGGGGAAGACUAAGUUUCAUAUUGGUAAAGAUUGUGGCUGGUUCGACAGAUCUAUGCUUGCAUUCUAUGAAGUUCUGCACAGCAACUGCCGGUCUUCCCUUCCGGCUUUGGGCAUCCCGCUGAAGCAAAGAAUCGAGGUUGGAAUGCUUUAUGAAGCCUAA
Messenger RNA from Oldenlandia corymbosa var. corymbosa, 2184 nucleotides. NCBI's taxonomy places the organism in Eukaryota, Viridiplantae, Streptophyta, Magnoliopsida, Gentianales, Rubiaceae. The record is from the annotation of a GenBank genome assembly.